Apaloderma vittatum (bar-tailed trogon) is the source of this 2245-nucleotide messenger RNA. It is a transcript of the gene RAP1GDS1, whose product is annotated as RAP1, GTP-GDP dissociation stimulator 1. Gene Ontology annotation, cellular component: cytosol. Bases 1 to 1710 code for a protein of 569 amino acids. The record is from RefSeq and is a predicted model, not a curated record. NCBI's taxonomy places the organism in Eukaryota, Metazoa, Chordata, Aves, Trogoniformes, Trogonidae. Gene Ontology annotation, molecular function: protein binding; guanyl-nucleotide exchange factor activity. Gene Ontology annotation, biological process: positive regulation of GTPase activity. The transcript has 12 exons.
AUGAGCCAAGUUAAUCCUUUGGGGCAUAAGAAAGCAGCACCAGGACAUCCUAAUUACAGCAGCAGUCCAGGUCUGUUUUUCACCCAGCUGCCUAGGGCAGAGAAGCUGUGCGGGGUGAGCUCUAGCAUGGGAAACAGGAAUGACUUCACGCUGUUUAAAAAAUUCAUUUUGUAUGAUUACUGUUAUGUUCGGGACUCUACGGUGGGUUUUGGUUUCAUUUUCUUUAAUGUAACUCUUUGUUUUACAGAUGAGGGCAGGAACGCAGUUGACCAUGCAGGUGGUGCACAUAUUGUAGUAGACCAUAUAAGGUCACUGUGCAGUAAAACAGAUCCAGCCAGUGAGAAGCUCUUGACUGUCUUUUGUGGCAUGCUGAUGAACUAUAGCAAUGAGAAUGAUACUCUGCAGUCACAGCUUAUCAAUAUGGGUGUUAUUCCUACAUUAGUGAAAUUGUUGGGCAUUCAUUGCCAAAACGCAGCUCUAACAGAGAUGUGCCUUGUUGCAUUUGGCAAUUUAGCAGAACUUGAGUCAAGUAAAGAGCAGUUUGCCUACACAAACAUUGCUGAAGAGCUUGUGAAGCUGUUCAAGAAACAAAUAGAACAUGAUAAAAAAGAAAUGAUUUUUGAAGUUUUGGCUCCGCUGGCAGAAAAUGACGUCAUUAAACUUCAGCUGGUUGAAGCAGGCUUGGUGGAGUGCUUACUUGAGAUUGUCCAGAAGACUGUGGACAGUGACAAAGAGGAUGAUAUGGCAGAGCUUAAAACAGCUUCUGAUCUUAUGGUUUUAUUAUUGCUUGGAGAUGAAUCCAUGCAAAAGUUAUUUGAAGGAGGAAAAGGCAGCGUGUUCCAAAGAGUACUUUCAUGGAUUCCUUCCAAUAGCCAUCAGCUACAGCUUGCAGGAGCAUUGGCUAUUGCAAAUUUUGCCAGAAAUGAUGGAAACUGCAUCCAUAUGGUGGAUAAUGGCAUAGUUCAAAAGCUGAUGGAUCUGCUAGACAGACAUGUGGAGGAUGGAAAUGUAACGGUGCAGCACGCGGCACUGAGCGCUCUCAGAAACCUGGCCAUUCCUGUUGUAAAUAAGGCUAAGAUGCUAUCAGCUGGUGUUGCAGAAGCUGUAUUGAAAUUUCUCAGAUCGGAGAUGCCCCCUGUGCAAUUCAAGCUGCUGGGAACAUUAAGAAUGUUAAUAGAUGCACAAGCAGAAGCAGCUGAACAGCUGGGCAAAAACGUAAAACUGGUGGAGCGAUUGGUGGAGUGGUGUGAAGCCAAGGAUCACGCAGGUGUGAUGGGAGAGUCCAACAGACUACUUUCUGCACUUAUACGACACAGCAAAUCAAAAGAUGUAAUUAGGACCAUUGUACAGAGUGGUGGCAUCAAGCAUUUAGUAACCAUGGCAACCAGUGAACAUGUAAUAAUGCAAAACGAAGCUCUCGUUGCACUGGCAUUAAUAGCAGCUUUAGAGUUAGUCACUGCUGAAAAAGAUCUUGAAAACGCUCAGCUUGUUCAGAUUCUGCACAGACUGCUCUCAGAUGACAGGAGUGCUCCAGAAAUAAAAUACAACUCCAUGGUGCUGAUCUGUGCCCUUAUAGGAUCUGAACCUCUUCAAAAGGAAGUGCAGAGCAUGGCGUUUCUAGAAGUUGUAUCAAAACUCCGCACCCAUGAGAACAAAACCGUUGCCCAGCAGGCCUCGCUAACAGAGCAGAGACUCGCUGUAGAAAGCUGAGGAAGGUCUCAUUUCCAGCACAUCCCAUCACAGAUUUCACCUUUGUCCUCUGUCCUGCUGCCGCUCCUGCUCUGUCUUCCACUGUAUCACUCGUGCAUGCGUGUAAUGUUCCCACACAAACUGAUGAACUGCUGUAGGUACUCAUCCAAAAAGGUUUCUACAAAUUCAUAGGUGAUGUUAACAUGAAUCUGUCUCCACCCGUAACUGUUCUACUUGUAUUCUUGUUGCUUGGGCCACAUAGUAGAAUGUGCAUGUUGUAGUCCUAUGAUGACGUAGAAGUGGUACUACACGACUCUUUCCUCACGCCCCUAACUGCGUAACAAUGUACUACUAAAUUAGGGACAGUACAAGAUGCAGCAAGUCCAGACUAGUGUGCUGACUCUAGGAUUAAAAAGUAAAUCUAGCUCCAUUUUUGGUGCUUUGGAGAUUCAGGUUUGAAUGCAAUGUACUGCUGCUCCUUCACUGGUCUUGCCUAUUAAUGUCAAACUCGUGGUACCUAGAGGUAAUAAAUAAAAAUUUCAGUGCUCUCACUUUA